Messenger RNA from Sapajus apella (tufted capuchin), 1028 nucleotides. RefSeq names its product VPS29 retromer complex component (gene VPS29). NCBI's taxonomy places the organism in Eukaryota, Metazoa, Chordata, Mammalia, Primates, Cebidae. The record is from RefSeq and is a predicted model, not a curated record. Gene Ontology annotation, biological process: intracellular protein transport; retrograde transport, endosome to Golgi. Gene Ontology annotation, cellular component: endosome; retromer complex. The coding region runs from base 91 to 651 and encodes 186 amino acids. The transcript is spliced from 5 exons.
AUUGGUUGCGGGCGAAGUGGGCGGGUCGUCGAAGAGCCUGAGGAAGAGGGCGGCGGCGGUUGUGGUGACUGAGCGGAGCCUGGUGACAGGAUGGCUGGGCACAGAUUGGUGUUGGUAUUAGGAGAUCUGCACAUCCCACACCGGUGCAACAGUUUGCCAGCUAAAUUCAAAAAACUCCUGGUGCCAGGAAAAAUUCAGCACAUUCUCUGCACAGGAAACCUUUGCACCAAAGAGAGUUAUGACUAUCUCAAGACUCUGGCUGGUGAUGUUCAUAUUGUGAGAGGAGACUUCGAUGAGAAUCUGAAUUAUCCAGAACAGAAAGUUGUAACUGUUGGACAGUUCAAAAUUGGUCUCAUCCAUGGACAUCAAGUUAUUCCUUGGGGAGAUAUGGCCAGCUUAGCCCUGUUGCAGAGGCAGUUUGACGUGGACAUUCUUAUCUCAGGACACACACACAAAUUUGAAGCAUUUGAGCAUGAAAAUAAAUUCUACAUUAACCCAGGUUCUGCCACUGGGGCAUAUAAUGCCUUGGAAACAAACAUUAUUCCAUCAUUUGUGUUGAUGGAUAUCCAGGCUUCUACAGUGGUCACCUAUGUGUAUCAGCUAAUUGGAGAUGAUGUGAAAGUAGAACGAAUCGAAUACAAAAAAUCUUAAAGCCAGGCCUGUCUUGAUGAUUUUUUUUCCAUUGUCCUGUUGAAAUCAAGUAAAUAAAUAUUUACGAGCCACAAAAUUGUAUCACCUUUAUAAUAUUUUGCAGUAAAAUAUAAUACCAUCUUCUCUGUUAAUACAUAAUUGCUCUAAGCUUCCUGUAAACUAUAAGAAUAUGUUUAGUUUACAGCAUAUGGAUUCUAUGAAAAAAUGUCCAUGACACAGUAACUGGUCACUUGUUAAGAAAAAUUUAUCCUUGUAAAUAUCUUCAAAGUUGGUAUUUGGAACUUUAUUCCAAAAGUAGUGCAUGUGGAGAAAGAAUCUAGACUUUUGUGUAUACAUUUUUCUCUUCUCCAGUAAUAAACAAUUACCUUUCAUUUAUA